CCACCAACCGCCACCCUUCCCUAACUUCCUACCCUACCUUGCACCUCGUACCCAUUCAUCUUCACUCAUCCAUCCACUCAACCCACUUGUACAUUAUACUUCGUACACCAUCUCAUAUCAGAAUACUCCCUUUGACCCUCGUAUUUCCUUCCAUCUGCAGGAGCAUGAGCUGCAAUCAUAUUUUAGACUCUCUCGUUGGGCACUGCACCCCUGCGCAUCUCGACCCUGAUGCUUCUGCUUCACCACAAUUCACCCAAUCUCGUGCUUAGGUAGUCUCCAUUCACCAUCACUGUCACCAUACUCCGUCUUGCAUUGGUGCCGCCCCUCGCUUCCUCUGAUUCCGAAUACCGGCAUACCGAACUAUCGAUCCUAUCCUACCCCAUCCUGAGUCUACUGGCUUUCCUGCAAUGUCGAGCACGCAUCACCGCCGUGACCUCCCUACUCUCUUUACGACCCUGAGGCUCAAUGCACAGGUAUGAAACUACUACCUGGUACGAUAUCAAGUUUUGUCCGUACACGCAGUCAGGAAAGCCACCCGUCUUUGCCGUGACUGGCGCUUCCAAUACUGUCAUCUGCCGGUGUAUACCUUCCGAGGAUGACGCCAUUGAGGUCUUGAGGUGGUUUCAAGAUGAAGACCACCAAGAAAUUGGAGUUGAUGUGGGAUUCGGCUUGAACAGUCUCGCUUGGUCACGUGUCAAAAAUGGUGAUCCACUGGUUUGUGUUGCUGGAUCAGAUCCUCGAAUAAAGAUUCUCAAUGUGGUUACCGGUGAGAUUGUGAUGACUCUCGCAGGACAUGGCGGUGCAAUCCAAGACCUCGCAGUUUGUCCCACGGAUCCAUAUGUUCUAGCUUCUGCCUCAGAUGACCAGGGCAUACGCAUUUGGAGCCUAGAUCCCGCGCACGAGAAGCAGCGCUGCGCUGCAAUAUUGCACGGAGAGGGUCACCAGGAGAGCGUAUUGGCACUCGGGUUUCACCGCAAUGGAAAAUGGCUGUUGUCGGGGGGUUUGGACGCCCGUGUGAAUUUGUGGCAUAUUCCUGCGGUCCAAAAGGGCGGCAGCUUAUCCGAUAGGACGCCCGUCAUUCACUAUCCGCACUUUUCUUCCACGGAGAUACAUACCGAUUACAUCGACUGUAUUCAGUUCUACGGCGACCUCAUUCUGUCUAGGGCAGCUCGUGGCGGACAAAUCAUCUUGUGGCGCAUCGAUAACUUCGAUGGUGCAGACCUUUCAGCGCCGCCUGCAGCCCCAGUCCCAUUGGAAGCAACCUCCUUCGAGAAUGAGGAAGUCCGAUUACCCACCGACUGGACCUUGAAGACGAGGUCUGCCUGGGACGGCCGCUUCCAGCGCCUGCUAGCCUUCGGGCUACCCAAUGUCGGUGACGAGUACUAUCUCCGCUUCAGCCUCUUCCACGGGCUGGGCCAACCGCCGAUCCUCGCAGCAGGAAACGUCGGCAAAAGCACCGUCUUCUUCUGGGACCUCCAGGCCCUGGAGGACGCAGGUGUCGGCGAUGCGCUCUCCCUCGCCGAUUCUGAUCCAUCGAAAGUCCUCGACAAGACGUGGGCGCUGAGGAACCAAGACCGAGCUGCAAGUGAGGCCUCAUCUUCUUCAUCGGUCACCGCUUCUGUCGCCGCGAGCGAAGUGGAGAGCGGGAGAAGCACGCCCGUGACCGGCAUCAGCGGUCCCCGACCCGUUGGUCGGCCUCCCGGACGACGCAAGAAGAAGGUAAAGAAGGCAAAAGAGGUCACAGUGCAGAAGGGAAUUGGAGACCCUUUUCAUCCCAUCAAAGCUCAUAAGAGCGUCGUGGUGCCAAAAUAUGCGUUCACGGUGCGCCAGGUUGCGUGGAGUCCAUGCGGGGACUGGUGCAUAGCGACCGGGGAUAAAGGGGUGAUUGCAAUUUUCAGAAGAUGAACUUAACGCAGGUAAAUAGGUUGGUUCAUCGAGAUCGUAAAGACGUUAUCGAACCGUGGAGUUGAUUGCCAAAUUUACUGAUAUAGGGGGCGCAAAGUUUGAUUUGAACAGGCUUCAAUUCUUAUGCUAGAGCAGUGACAAGAGGAAUUGUUCAAUGCCCUCUUUUCGAAAAUGCGUGUGGAUCCCGUUCUCGCCUUUACAUCAAGACAUGUAUAUGCUUGAGCGAUGGGUGAAGAGUCUUUAACCAACUGCUCAACUUAACGACAGUGGGGGGUAUAUACUCGAAUAACUGUACAACAGAAAUAUAAGAAAAAAAUCCCAACAUGC
Aaosphaeria arxii CBS 175.79 is the source of this 2232-nucleotide messenger RNA. RefSeq names its product WD40 repeat-like protein. Gene Ontology annotation, molecular function: nucleosome binding; protein binding. Gene Ontology annotation, biological process: negative regulation of transcription by RNA polymerase II. Gene Ontology annotation, cellular component: ESC/E(Z) complex. The coding region runs from base 466 to 1905 and encodes 479 amino acids. Lineage: Eukaryota; Fungi; Ascomycota; Dothideomycetes; Pleosporales. The transcript is spliced from 8 exons. The record is from RefSeq and is a predicted model, not a curated record.